Molecule: messenger RNA, 1047 nt
Organism: Penicillium antarcticum
Lineage: Eukaryota; Fungi; Ascomycota; Eurotiomycetes; Eurotiales; Aspergillaceae
Product: VOC family protein
Exons: 5
Coding region: 1-1047 (348 amino acids)
Biological process (GO): L-methylmalonyl-CoA metabolic process
Cellular component (GO): mitochondrion
Molecular function (GO): methylmalonyl-CoA epimerase activity
Source: RefSeq, a predicted model, not a curated record
AUGGCCAUUCAAGCAAACCACGGCGCCUCAAUUGCCGACAUCAUCGCGAUCGGACCUGAGUCCGAGAGUGUUCAGGCAUGGCGCGAGCGAUGCAAAAUCAAGACUAAAUCACAGAUCCAUUUGGUGAAGUUGUCACAUAUGCGAUACCAGCAUCCCGAUCUCGAGGAGAUCACUACUUUCCUUCAGGAUUUUGGUAUGACAAUCGCCAAGCAAACGGACGAUGAGAUCUGGUAUCGUGGCUACGGAGUAGACCCUUACGUGUACUACGCCAGGAAGGGCCCAAAGCAGUUCCUUGGUGGUGCAUUUGAAGUCGAGUCAUACCAAGACUUAGAGAAAGCAACGCAAAUUCCAACGGCUGGCAAGAUUGAGGAUCUUACUUAUGCCCCUGGUGGAGGACACAUGGUCACUUUGACAGACCCCGAAGGCUUUGCGAUGAAUUUAGUUUUCGGGCAAACACCUGCCACUCCCGGCCAAUACCCCGAGAAGCUCGAACUGAAUUAUGAAGCUGAGAAGCCACGAGUCCGCAAAUUCCUUCGCUUCCAGCCCGGACCUGCCGCAGUUCAUAAGCUUGGUCAUUACGGAUUUUGCACUACCAAUUUCGAAGGUCUCGUUGAAUUUUACACGAAGAACUUCAACAUCGUCCCAACAGACUUCCUCUACGUCGAAAAAGAACAAAAGAAGACAAAUGUCGCACUAUUUGCCCAUAUUGACCGUGGCGACAAGCCUGUUGAUCAUCAUUCCCUUUUUAUGAGUUCCAACCCAACAAGUCAUGUCCACCACUGCUCUUUCGAAGUCCACGAUUUCGACACACAGAAGCUUGGUCAUCAGUGGCUAGCCAAGAAGGAAUACAAGUCUGUGUGGGGUGUUGGUCGCCACAUCCUUGGGUCUCAGAUCUUUGAUUAUUGGUGGGAUACAACAGGAAACAUGAUUGAGCAUUAUGCCGACGGUGAUCUGGUCAAUGAUCGGACUCCUAUUGGGUAUGGUCCUGCUGGUGAUGAGUCUUUGGCUGUUUGGGGGCCUGAGGUUCCGUCUUGGUUCUUGCAGUAA